This is a messenger RNA of Hyla sarda, 942 nucleotides long. Its product is annotated as putative olfactory receptor 2B8. Gene Ontology annotation, biological process: G protein-coupled receptor signaling pathway. The transcript has a single exon. The record is from RefSeq and is a predicted model, not a curated record. Gene Ontology annotation, molecular function: G protein-coupled receptor activity; olfactory receptor activity. The coding region runs from base 1 to 942 and encodes 313 amino acids. Lineage: Eukaryota; Metazoa; Chordata; Amphibia; Anura; Hylidae. Gene Ontology annotation, cellular component: membrane.
AUGGUCACAGGAAAUGUCAGCACUGUGGUGGAGUUUAUCCUUCUAGGACUAACCAGCAGACAGGACUUACAGAUAUUGCUGUUUAUUGUAUUUCUUAUAUGCUACAUUGUUUCCCUCAUAGCUAAUAUGUUAAUAGUUGUGAUUAGUUACAUAAGCCCUCGACUCCAAACUCCAAUGUACUAUUUCUUGAGAAACCUCUCCUUCUUGGACAUCUGUUAUACUUCAUGUGUAGUUCCCCAAAUGCUCGUAAACUUUUUAUCAGUGAAGAAAAUCAUAUCUUAUGGUGGAUGUGUGACCCAAAUGUCUAUCCAUAUGUCUUUAGGGGGGACAGAGUGUUUUUUGCUGUUAUCAAUGGCUUAUGACCGCUAUAUGGCUAUAUGCAACCCCUUACACUACACUAAUAUUAUGCAUCCUGCCUUGUGCAUCAAGAUGGCAACUGGGUCUUGGGUUGGAGGCUUAAUAAACUCAUUAAUAAACACAGUAUAUACAUUACAGUUACUUUUUUGUGGCCCUAAUGUAGUGAACCAUUUUUUCUGUGAGGCGCCCACAUUGCUAGAGCUGGCUUGUGCAGAUACUUCUCACAAUAAGACAGUCCUUUUCUUUGGUGCUAUAGUGGGAGCUGUAGUCCCUUUCUUCAUAAUCUUUUUUACAUACGUCAAUAUCAUUUCCAGCAUAAUGAAGAUUCGCACAACCACGGGACGCAGAAAAGCAUUUUCCACUUGUGCUUCCCAUGUUACUGUGGUCACAUUAUUUUAUGGCACCGUUUUCUUUAUGUACUUGAGACCUGGAAGUGUUCAUGUCUCUAACCAAGACAAAAUGGCCACCUUGUUCUACAGUGUUAUAACUCCAAUACUAAAUCCUCUCAUCUACACUUUGAGAAAUAAAGAUGUAAAAAUAGCACUGAAAGAAACCACAGGGAAGAGGACGGAGUUCAGAAUAUAG